UGCUAGCGCCGGAAGUUGGCAACGACACAGCUUCAAACCGGGUUUUCUUUGGAAUCGCGGUGAGAAAAGUUUCUCUGUGCUGCGUAGGGACUAACAAUGGACACCCAGAAGGACGUUCAGCCACCAAAGCAGCAGCCAAUGAUAUAUAUCUGUGGAGAAUGUCACACAGAAAAUGAAAUAAAAUCCAGGGAUCCGAUCAGAUGCAGAGAAUGUGGAUACAGAAUAAUGUACAAGAAAAGGACUAAAAGAUUGGUGGUUUUUGAUGCCAGAUGAAACCUGUGAAUUCAGAGGAUCGUCUUCAUUUGUAUUUGCCCCAUUAAUGUUUCUCAUUAUUGUAUAACUUUUGGUUAAAAAUACAGUAAUACUCCCCACUUACCCUCAGGGGAUAUGUUCCAAGAUCCCCAGUGGAUACCUGAAACCUCAAAUAGUACCAAACCCUACAUAUGCUGUGUUUUUUCUAUAUGUAUGUACCUAUGGUAAAAUUUAAUUUAUAAAUUAAGCACAGUAAGAGAUUAACAACAAUAAUAAAAUAGAACAAUUAUAACAAUAUACUGUAAUAAAGUUAUGUGAACGUGACUGAUUUCUGUCAAAAUAUGGUAUUAUACUGUACCCACCUAUUCGGGAACUGUGAUUGAUCAUCAGUAACUGAAACUACAGAAAAUGAAACUGGAUAAGGGGGGACUGCUGUACUUAUGAAUACAACUAUAUACAUAUUUUGUUUUUAAAACCAUAUUGUAUUUACGUAUCAAUAUUUUGUAUAAAGAAAGUUUUUGUUCAAUUACAUGAUUUUUAAUUUUAUUGUAUAUGUAAUCUGACACACAAUAAAGGUUAAAAGUGCUUCCC
This is a messenger RNA of Microcebus murinus (gray mouse lemur), 843 nucleotides long. RefSeq names its product RNA polymerase II, I and III subunit K (gene POLR2K). Gene Ontology annotation, molecular function: DNA binding; zinc ion binding. The record is from RefSeq and is a predicted model, not a curated record. NCBI's taxonomy places the organism in Eukaryota, Metazoa, Chordata, Mammalia, Primates, Cheirogaleidae. Gene Ontology annotation, biological process: DNA-templated transcription. Gene Ontology annotation, cellular component: RNA polymerase III complex; RNA polymerase II, core complex; RNA polymerase I complex.